AUGCCACCGGCUGGAAGUCUCCCAGGCCCUGCAUGCAAAACAUGCCGGGAAAAGUGUCGCAAGUGUGACCGUGGUAGACCCAAGUGCCAACGUUGCAUAUCAAAAGGCCUAGAAUGCGGCGGAUACCCAGAGCAGUUUCGCUUCUGUGGCAUCGCUAGUCGCGGCAAAUGGAAGGACGCACGAAUUCCAACGGCAAGGGCUACGAAGACUAGAACUAGCGCUGUUGAAUCUCGUCCCGAGUCCGACUUUAUUGCUGUGAAAUCGGUCACGGUAGACACUUCCCAACCAGCUAAGGAUGUGCAGGCACUAUCGCACCCUGAAAAGUGUACGAAGAACCCUACAGCGCUGCCGGACGACAUUCCGAAGAUACUCGAUCUGGCCCAGACUGGGAUCCUGCUGUCCCACUACGAUGGCUUCAUAUGUCCGCAUCAGAUCGCAGAGAUAGGUGGCACCAGCGAAAACCCUUACCGAGCGUAUAUACUGCCAUUGGCGCAAAAACAGAUAGGCCUGCUUUAUGCUAUACUUGGACUAUCGGCUUCCCACCUUGGGAAACUGACCGGCAACAAAGCCUUGUAUGAGGAGGCUGCAGUCGAGUAUCGAUUACGGGCCAUACGCGCCUUGAGCGAGGAGAUCAGGAAGAGCCAAGGCCCGGCAUUUCUUCACGAAGAUGAGCAGGAUGCUGUUCUUGCCAUUAUCCAGGUCUUGCUCUUGCACGAUAUUGCUGAAACAGGUAUCUCGAGCCAUGGCAUACAUAUUACAGGUGCCAUGUCGGUGUGUAAACAGCUGUUGUUAGCCGAUGGAUUGAAUGGUCGGCGUCGCCGAGCAGUCUUCUUCUUGGGAAACUUGGCCUGGCUCGAUAUCAUCCGUGCCUUCGCUGGACCUGAGCGGCUAUGCUUCUCCCAAGACAUUCGAGAAACAGUCGCCUGCGCCAGUGAUGCUCGAUUCGAACUGGUCAAUGGAUGUCCCAGGGAGAUUUUCCUGGUUAUUGGAGCAGCCUUGGAAAAGGCAAAGGAAUACAACCUCGGCUGGCUAUCGUGGGAUGAAUAUCAAAUUGCCCUCCAUCUGGCAAAGCACCAGCUAUACUCGCUCGACAGUACAACCAAAGUUUACCCCAGCUCUGACCCGCGCUGGUUGUCAACGGCAGAGGCGUUUCGGUAUGCUUGUAUACUGCGUAUUCUUCGGUUGUUGGACCCAUUAGAACCGGCAAAGGGCCAAGAAAUACAGGACUGCGUGACGAAGAUUCUGGAUGCCACUGCUAGGAUUCCGUCGGACUGCUGCCUUCUGGAGCUGCUUGUUCUGCCUCUGUUUAUGGGUGGGUCGGAUGCGCUAUCGCCUCACUCUCAGUACUACGUCCUUUCUCGACUGAAGGAAAUUGAGCGGAGGUCUGAGUUUCGAAAUCCGGUACCUCGGGAGCUGUUGGAGAAGGUAUGGGCAGCACGGGCUGCACAGGCGGCCGACGACGAUAAAAAUAUCUCCUGGACUACUUUUGUAAGUAUUGGGUUGCUUGGAAUGAGGUUCUGUUCACACGUCCUGACUAUCGCAGACUCAUUCAUCUGA
This is a messenger RNA of Aspergillus clavatus NRRL 1, 1557 nucleotides long. RefSeq lists its product as uncharacterized. The coding region runs from base 1 to 1557 and encodes 518 amino acids. Gene Ontology annotation, cellular component: nucleus. The transcript has 5 exons. Gene Ontology annotation, molecular function: zinc ion binding; DNA-binding transcription factor activity, RNA polymerase II-specific; transcription cis-regulatory region binding. Gene Ontology annotation, biological process: positive regulation of transcription by RNA polymerase II. The record is from RefSeq and is a predicted model, not a curated record. NCBI's taxonomy places the organism in Eukaryota, Fungi, Ascomycota, Eurotiomycetes, Eurotiales, Aspergillaceae.